AGAGGGCGUUCUAGCGAAGCGGUAAGGCCUACAGUAAACCAGGCAUGUCAACGGUUAAUCUACAUCCUAGCAAGAACGAUGUUCAGUAGAGCGUUGUGGUCGGUCUCAGUGAGCACGAACACAUGGGGUGGCGAGUCUCCACGUGGGUUGUACGAUCUCAUUCCGCAAUUUGCCAGCCACUCGACGCAUCCCGGACCAAGCACUAAAUCGGCAUCUUCUUCUUCAAGCCUAUCGUCGAUGAUACCUUCGGCUCGAUCCACCAUGUCGUCGGCAAUAGCAUUGGCGCUAGGUGCUGUGGCGCUUUUGUCCUCGACUGACGCUCUCACCGACCUUAAGACCGAUUGGGAGGCCUACGUUAGUGUGCUCACCAUUCCGGAGGUCAUCGACAUGACCGACGGUGGUGCCAUCGAUAUGCAAAUCGGUCGGUCGACGCACAACUGGACAGAGGAUGGAUCUCUUGCCGGUUCCAUUUACGGCUACGCACUCAAGAACUCGACGCCAACGUCGCCUGGUCCAACCAUCAAGGUUGCCAGAGGUGUACCGAUCAACAUCACCUGGUACAACGAGCUGGAAGCCCCGCACCUCCUUCAAGAAAGCGUCCAGUACACGCUCACGCAGCAUGCGUCUGCGUGCUAUCCGUACUGUGGCGUUCCUGUCGUCACGCAUGUUCACGGCAUGGAGUCUCCCGCAAGAUUCGACGGACUCCCGUUCCUUUCCAUCUACAAGAACCAGUCCCAGGAAUUCGUCUACCUAAACAACCAGUCGGCGUCAACGAAAACGUACCACGAUCACUCGAACGGGCUCACCCGGCUCAACACGUGGGCCGGUCUCGUGGGUGCCUACAUCAUCAGUGAUCCAGAGUUGGAGUCGUCGCUCAAUCUUAACAUUGAAACCGACAUUCCGCUGAUUUUGACGGACCGUCUCAUCAGUAACACCGGCAAGAUCAUGUAUUCGGACGAUAACUGCAACGAAGGUGCCACCUUAUGGGUACCCGAGUCUUUCGGUUCGGUCAACUUGGUGAACGGUGUUGUGAUGCCUUAUGUCGAGAUUCCACCUGCUCAGGUGCGCUUCCGCUUGGUAAAUGCCGCGAAUGCGCGCCACUACAACUUAACGAUGCCGUUCGCGGACAAAUGCCAAGUGGUGGCUACAGACUCUGGUUUUGUCGGUGAACCCAAGGCCCUGACUGAAGACCUUGUCAUUUUCCCGUUCGAGCGCGUCGAAUUUGUCUGUGACUUUAGCGGCGUUGAAGAUGGCAUGACCUACGAUCUGGAGGACAAGCAAACGUCCGACCAAGCUACCCCGUACGACAACCGCGUCAUGCAGUUCCGAAUCCUAACGAGUUUGAAGACUGACACGAUGAAGGUGAAGGAAAUUCCCUCUUCGCUGACCCCAUACAAGUCCCUGAAGGAAUUAUACGAGGCAGGGGGGAAGGAACGCACAUUGAUUCUCGGUGAAAUGGAGACGGAGCUACUGUGCCCUACCAUGAGCAUUUUGCUGUACCGCUCGCAACAGGUGAACACGUCUGGCAUCACCGGACACCUGCACUGUACCAAGGGUACGGUCGAGAAGUGGAACUUCCAGAACCCCACCGAUGACCCUCACCCGUUCCACUGGCACUUGAUCAACGCGCAAUGCGGUGAGACGGAGGAAACGGUGAACACGAACCAGCUCAAGGACGUCGUUGUGAUCCCGAAUGCUGGUGACCGCAAACCGGAUACCAUUACGCAAGUUUGCUACGUAGCGUGUACGCCAGGAGACUAUCUUCUCGAAGGGAACACUCGGGGUGCUAAGGAGUUUAACUUCGACACGACGGACCCGUACGUUGCUCACUGCCACAUUCUCGAGCACGAAGAGAAUGCCAUGAUGGCGUGGUUCAACAUCCAGGAUGUGGACGAUGGCUAUGCAGACGAUAACGGCAUCACACCCAAUACGCAGAUUACCAAUACGGUCAUUGCUACAGCCAUGGGCAUGAGUGUGCUGGGUGGUCUUGCUACGACGCUGUCGGUGCUUGUGAUAUCCGUCAACCGUCUGAAUUUCCUUGCGAGCCCCUUGGCACUUUCCGUGGCUUUCGCUUUGUCGUCGGGCGUGAUGUUGUUUAUUGGCCUGGCAGAUCUCUUUGAGGAGGCAGUGACAUUCUACCGAGCCCAUUACACUACCGGUAACGUGGAUCCGGAGGCAUACGAAAAGGGUGGAUCGGCCAGUACCGGAGUCUGCGAUAACACCUGCAAUGGUAACGCGUAUUUGACCACAGUGGCUGCAUUCUUUGGUGGUGUGGUCAUCAUCUUGUUGGUUGAGUUCCUGGUACACUCGGUUUUCGAGAGAAAGAAUGCUGCCGGUGAGAAGGCUAAUGCCGUUGAUGUCGGCGAGAUGGAAGAAGGUGACAAGGCUGCGUUUGCUUCUCCGGUGCCUGAAAGCCCGGCUGCCGCCAACCAUGAACUCCACAGCCCAUCGACAGCGGAAUCAUCGAAUCUGCUAGAACAGAACGCCGGUCAAAAGGAGGAAUACCGCCGCGCCGGCGUCAUGACGGGCAUUGCCGUGGCCAUUCACAACUUCCCUGAGGGUCUUGCUCUUUUCGUCUCGUCACUCGCUGGGCUUCGGUCGGGUAUUGUGCUCUCCAUCGGUAUCAUCCUUCACAACUUCCCGGAAGGUGUUGCUGUGGCUGCUCCUGUGUACUACGCCACUGGAAGCAAAUUGGAGGCCUUCAAGUGGACGGCUUUGAGUGGAAUCGCGCAGCCUUUUGGCGCUGCAAUCGGAUGGGCCGCGGUGUCUGGAGGAAUGAGUUUUGCAUUGCAGGCUUCACUCUACGGAAUUGUGGCAGGAAUGCUGGUUUGCAUCACGGUGAAGGAGUUACUACCGGGUGCCUACAAGUUUGACCCGAGCGGCAAGGCAUUCGUGGUGGCGUUCUUUAGUGGUCUGGGCAUUAUAGCGCUGAGCAUCAUGGCCUUGAAGUAUGCUGGUUCGAGCUAGUUUCGCAAGUAGCCAGCCUAUGUGUUGUGAACGAGACCUUCAACAUUAAACAAGUGCCCCUUUUCCUACAAAAAAUUCAAACGAAGACUUUGCAUUAUCUU
This is a messenger RNA of Phytophthora nicotianae INRA-310, 3068 nucleotides long. RefSeq lists its product as hypothetical. The coding region runs from base 79 to 2967 and encodes 962 amino acids. The transcript has a single exon. Lineage: Eukaryota; Oomycota; Peronosporomycetes; Peronosporales; Peronosporaceae. The record is from RefSeq and is a predicted model, not a curated record. Gene Ontology annotation, biological process: metal ion transport; transmembrane transport. Gene Ontology annotation, molecular function: copper ion binding; metal ion transmembrane transporter activity; oxidoreductase activity. Gene Ontology annotation, cellular component: membrane.